GCGGGGCGCCGGGGAUCACGGGUUCCCCGCAGCGGGCAGCGGGCUGAGGCGUGGCCCCCACCCUUCUCUGCCGGGCGCGCGGCCAUGGCGCGGAAGUCGAGCCUUCCUCUCCUUCUGGUGCCGCUCCUGCUCGGCCCAGGCCUCGUGCACGGCUCCAGCCCUCUGCCCCUGGUCCUCAACACUUGGCCUUUUAAGAAUGCAACCGAAGCAGCGUGGCAGACAUUAGCAUCUGGAGGCUCCACCCUGGAUGCAGUUGAGCAGGGCUGUGCCGUGUGUGAGAGGGAGCAGUGUGACGGCACCGUGGGCUUUGGAGGGAGUCCCGAUGAGCUUGGAGAAACCACGCUGGAUGCCAUGAUCAUGGACGGCACUACUAUGAACGUAGGAGCGGUAGGAGGUCUCAGGAGAAUUAAAAAUGCGAUUGGUGUGGCUCGGAAAGUGCUGGAACAUACAGCACACACGCUGUUAGUGGGAGAGUCAGCCACCACGUUUGCUGAAAGUAUGGGGUUUAUCAGUGAGGACUUAUCUACCGAUACCUCUCGAGCCCUGCAUUCGGACUGGCUUGCUCGGAAUUGCCAGCCAAAUUACUGGAGGAAUGUUGUACCAGAUCCUUCAAAAUACUGUGGACCUUACAAACCACCUAGUAUCUUAAAGCAAGGCGGUCCUACCCAUAAAGAAACAGGAGAUAAUUACGGUCAUGAUACAAUUGGUAUGGUCGUAGUCCAUAAGAUGGGACGUACUGCUGCUGGCACAUCUACAAAUGGUAUAAAAUUCAAAAUACAUGGUCGAGUAGGAGAUUCGCCAGUCCCGGGAGCUGGUGCGUACGCAGAUGACAGCGCGGGGGCGGCUGCAGCCACUGGUGAUGGUGACAUACUGAUGCGCUUUCUACCAAGCUACCAGGCUGUAGAAUAUAUGAGAAGAGGAGAGGAUCCAACCGUAGCUUGCCAGAAAGUGAUUUCCAGAAUUCAGAAGUAUUUUCCAAAUUUCUUUGGGGCCGUGAUAUGUGCCAAUGUGACUGGAAGUUACGGUGCUGCUUGCAGUAAACUUCCCACAUUCACUCAGUUCACUUUCAUGGUUUAUAAUUCUCUAAAAAAUCAGCCAACUGAAGAAAAAGUGGACUGCAUCUAAUCCAUCUUUUCCGUCAGCAUCUAUAUUUAAAGAAGAAAGAAACAAAGGCUGAAAAGGUUACUAUCAUCGUAUCCUAUGCUUCGUGCAUUCUACCUUCUUUGUGUAAAAUAAGCACAAAAAUAAAUGUGUGCUGAAGUAACACUUUCCCUUUCUAUA
Ailuropoda melanoleuca (giant panda) is the source of this 1281-nucleotide messenger RNA. It is a transcript of the gene AGA, whose product is annotated as aspartylglucosaminidase. Bases 85 to 1125 code for a protein of 346 amino acids. Gene Ontology annotation, biological process: protein deglycosylation. The transcript has 9 exons. The record is from RefSeq and is a predicted model, not a curated record. Gene Ontology annotation, cellular component: lysosome; cytoplasm. NCBI's taxonomy places the organism in Eukaryota, Metazoa, Chordata, Mammalia, Carnivora, Ursidae. Gene Ontology annotation, molecular function: N4-(beta-N-acetylglucosaminyl)-L-asparaginase activity.